GCACUUUCGCACCACUCUUCGUCGGACAUUGUAAAAGAGACUUGUUAAAGCUCCCUCUUUUAUUCUCUCUUUCUCUGAAUCCAAAGCCCACCCGAUUCAGAUUCCCACACCGGCUUUCCUUUAUGCUUCCUCUACUCGCCGGUCAACUCGUUCUCCAUUUUUCUGCUUCACCACUUCAUUUCAUGGUAAGUUCUUCGCAUUUUCUCUAAUUCUCUACGCGUUUCAACAAGGAAGCUCCUUCCUUCUCCUUCUCUGGGUAGUUGUGAAUUUGGGGGUCUUUGUGUUUUGCUUGUUAGUUCGUACUUGGGUUUGAUUUGAUGAAGUUAGGUGAUGAAAAUUGUUAUUACAUGGGUCCUGAUUGAUUCUUACUUUUAUGGUCUUCGAUCAAAUCUGAGGGAAUUUCAUAAGAUCGCAAGUGGAAUAAUCAAAUAGUUCCUAUUAAGCUUUUGAGCUCACAAGAGAAUCCGAGAUUGACUCAGAUUUAAAAGUAAAGUGAGAGCAGUGACUUUUUUGGGUUUGAGGGUUUAGUUCGGGUUCCGUAUUCCAAUGGCGGCAUCUGUGAAUGAGAGUUCAGACUCUAAAGAUGGCGUUGGGAAUUUGGUGGCUGCCACGAAAUCGCUGAAACUAAGCUUAGAGAAGUCAAAGGCAAUAGGGUUAGCACUUAAGAAAGCAGGGCCUAGAUUAGAUGAGAUUAACCAGAGAUUGCCUUCUCUAGAGGCAGCAGUGCGUCCAAUCCGUGCAGACAAGGAUGCACUUGUAGCCGUUGGUGGCCACAUUAACCGUGCAGUGGGGCCUGCUGCAGCGGUGCUUAAGGUUUUUGAUGCAGUUCAUGGUCUAGAAAAGUCAUUGUUGUCUGAUCCGCGGAAUGAUCUACCUGGCUAUUUAUCAGUUUUAAAGCGUCUUGAGGAGGCAUUGAGGUUUUUAGGGGACAACUGUGGAUUGGCAAUUCAAUGGCUAGAGGAUAUAGUGGAGUAUCUGGAGGAUAAUACAGUUGCAGAUGAACGGUAUCUUUUGAAUUUGAAGAAGUUAUUGAAGGGUCUUAGGGAUUUUGGAAAUAAGGAACAAAGACAAUGCCUUGAUGGUGGGAUUUUAGAUGCUGCGUUGGAUAAAUUGGAGAGUGAGUUUCGGCAACUCUUGAUGGAACAUACUGUGCCGCUUCCAAUGUCUUCUUCACCAUCACUGGGUGAGCAGGCAUGCAUUGCACCAUCCCCUUUGCCAGUUACCGUCAUCCAGAAGUUGCAGGCAAUUAUGGGAAGAUUAGUUGCAAAUAAUGGCCUGGAGAAGUGCAUAUCUAUUUAUGUUGAAGUUCGUAGUUCAAAUGUAAGAGCAAGUUUGCAGGCACUUGAUUUGGAUUACCUAGAGAUAUCAGUGUCCGAAUUUAAUGAUGUGCAGAGCAUAGAGGCAUAUAUAUCAAAUUGGGGGAAGCAUUUGGAGUUUGCAGUAAAGCAUUUGCUCGAGGCCGAGUACAAGCUUUGCAGUGACGUAUUUGAGAGGAUUGGAGUUAAUGUAUGGAUGGGUUGCUUUGCUAAGAUAGCUUCACAGGCAGGUAUUCUUGCAUUUCUUCAAUUUGGGAAGACGGUUACGGAGAGUAAAAAAGACCCAAUUAAACUCUUGAAAUUGCUGGAUAUUUUUGCUUCUCUGAACAAAUUGAGACUGGAUUUCAACCGGCUUUUUGGUGGAGCAGCUUGCCUCGAAAUCCAAAACCUAACAAGGGAUCUCAUUAAGAAGCUGAUUGAUGGGGCAGCCGAGAUUUUCUGGGAGCUAUUGGUUCAAGUGGAGUUGCAGAGACAAAUAGCUCCUCCUCCAGAUGGAGGUGUCCCAAGAUUGGUAAGCUUUAUUACAGAAUACUGUAAUAAACUACUUGGCGAUGAUUAUAAGCCAAUCCUUACCCAGGUUCUGGUCAUUCACCAAAGUUGGAAACACGAGAAGUUUCAAGAGAGACUCCUCAUUACCGAGGUGUUGAAUAUCAUUAAAGCUGUUGAGCUGAAUUUGGAGACAUGGAUAAAGGCUUAUGAAGAUACUACGUUAUCCAACUUUUUUGGCAUGAACAACCACUGGCAUUUAUAUAGACAUUUGAAGGGAACCAAGCUUGGUGAUCUCUUGGGGGAUUCAUGGCUAAAAGAACAUGAACAGUACAAGGACUACUAUGCUGCUGUGUUCUUGAGAGACAGCUGGGGAAAGCUUCCGGGUCAUUUAAGUAGAGAGGGCCUAAUUUUGUUUUCCGGUGGGCGUGCCACUGCUCGUGAUCUUGUUAAAAAGAGGCUGAAGACGUUCAAUGAAACUUUUGAUGACAUGUAUAAGCAGCAGUCAAACUGGAUGGUGUCAGAGAGAGAUCUCCGGGAGAAGACUUGCCAGCUUAUAGUUCAGGCUGUAGUGCCUGUUUAUCGAAGCUUUAUGCAGAACUACGGACCCUUGGUUGAGCAAGAUGCAAGCUCCAAUAAAUAUGCGAAAUACUCAGUUCAGACUUUGGAGCAAAUGCUUCUCUCUCUUUUCCGGCCAAAGCCAGGAAGAUAUGGUAGUUUUGUAGUGAGGGAUUCUAGUGGGAAGUUGAACAAUGCGGUAGCGGAUCUUCGUCGUACUGCCUCUGCUGUUAACUGAUUAUCCUGUCAUUGACCGUUUUCGUGGUUAACCCAAAAGGAACCACAAGUUGGCGCCGCCUUUGCCAUUGUUUGGUUGUCAGUUCUUUAUCGUGGAUUAGUUAUCGACCGACGGUACAUGCUGAUGUAAUCAGUAUCCUGGAAUUAUGUCAUACAUUCGCUCUCUUUCUUUAUACAUGGAUAAUGGAAUUCCUCGAAGCACAGUUGUUCCUGGAAAUUUUAUGCUAGCUCAAUUGCCUGGAAGGUUCAGCAGAAGAGCCGGAGGAAGUGGAAGUGGAAGUGCAACUGAGAUUAUCAGCCAUUCAGAUAUGCAGCUUCUGGACAAUGCAUCGAGUUUAUAUGUAGAGUCCAAUUUUACUUUCUUCAGUUAUUUGGUUACUAGAUAGGUGUCGCCAAAAGCUCUAUAAUUUGCUAGAGGUUGCUCUACAAUUCUUUAAUAUAAGUGCAUGUGCAUCCCCAAGCCCAAGGUCUGUCGAUGAUUAUGCCAUCAAUUCAUCAGAUUUGCUGAAAUUGGUCGUAAGUGUUGGGGAUGCUCUUCUCUUCUUUUGUAUGUUGUUGGAAUAUCAAGUUACAAAUGUAUCACAGCUACUAGACUAUUAAGUUAAUUGUAAGCAAUA
Messenger RNA from Tripterygium wilfordii, 3214 nucleotides. RefSeq names its product exocyst complex component EXO70A1-like. NCBI's taxonomy places the organism in Eukaryota, Viridiplantae, Streptophyta, Magnoliopsida, Celastrales, Celastraceae. Gene Ontology annotation, molecular function: phosphatidylinositol-4,5-bisphosphate binding. Gene Ontology annotation, biological process: exocytosis. Gene Ontology annotation, cellular component: exocyst. The coding region runs from base 547 to 2598 and encodes 683 amino acids. The record is from RefSeq and is a predicted model, not a curated record. The transcript has a single exon.